GAGAAAAAGAUUAAAAAGAGGAACAUUUACUGUCAACAGAACAAUGUCCGGGUGUGGUGAAACAAUCCUUACAUGAGUUUCAUCAAAGUAAGCAUAAAACCGGUGUUUCUUGCAGUCACAGAAUUUAAUGAAAGCAAUGGAAAAGUUCACUCCUCCCCUACAACCUAUAACUCACCUCCCAUUUGCUGGCAACUUUCAUCAGUACAUAAAAGACUGAACCGGAGUACAGUAUCACAUACAUUGCUGCAGAUCACAACGCAAAGGAAAGACCAAUAAUCAGAAGAAUGGAUGCGAGCCACUCUUUCAACCAGCCUCCAGGGGAUUCAAAUCCAUCUGAAAAAUCAGGAAUGGCUGGAGCAGCACCACCAGCAUAUCAGCACAGUCCUGCUGGAUAUCCUCCUUCCUUUCCGAUACAGCCGGUCCCACAGGGCCCCUACAACCAGGGACCAUAUCCAGGACAAACUGUGGUCGCUGCGCAGCCUGCGGUUUUUGUGACCGCCGCUCCACUGACCAAUCCAUUGCCAGAUUACCUGGGUUACUCCAUCUUCACCAUGCUGUGCUGCUGUUUGCCUCUGGGCAUUGCUGCGCUGAUAUACUCCAUCUCUACUCGAGACGCAAACUACUCAGGUCAGCGAGAAUUAGCUGAGAAGAACUCCAAAACGGCACUCAUCCUGAAUCACAUCGGCCUUGGUAUUGGCCUCGUUGUCAUUGUAUUGAUCAUUAUCACCCAGAUUGUGAUUUUUACUGCUAGAUAAAAGCUGUUAGAGUUGACAUGGUUGGAUGAAGAUUACAAACAGACGUUUUCUGUAUUUUAAAUGUUACUUAUUAUAUUAAUAUUUCUGUGUAAGUUAUUGACAUCAAUGCAGAAGCAUUUGAGCGUGCUUUUACAAAAAUAAUUCACUCCACUAUUUUUUUACGUGUUUGAUCUAUUGUCUGAAGCUAAUGCAUUAAAAAAAUCCCACGCAUCGAUCCCAUGCAUUGUGAUCCACUUCCUGAAUGAUUCAACACUGUGGUAAAAUUAAAUGUUGUGAGAAACAUUUUUUAUAUAUAUAAAUAAAUAAAUUAUUUUAUUUUAUUUUUUAUUUGGAGGAAUGCCACUGUCUUAAAAAUAGGCCAUCCUCAGAAUGUUAAAACUGAUACAACAUGGCACAUUGUGAAAGGCAGAUAAAAACUUUACUGCUGCCGUGACAAAUGUGUCUUACCCUUAACAGUAACCCUAAAACAACAAAAAUACCAUAAGUAGUGUCAGAAGCAUAAAAGGAAGCUACCUCCAGUUUUAAUAUAUUGUGUAACACUAAACUACAAUGUAAUAAUUCAACUCGAACUUAAUAGAAAUAUCAGCCUGACAUUUAUUAGACUAAUGCAGACACUUUUAAUUAAAGUCUGGAUCCAAAGAUCGGAGAUGACCGAACACCUGAUCCGGACCCUUCAGAGGACCUCAGAUGAUGCCAACUCUGAACCAGCACACAAAACUAUUACUUAUUAUUUUCUGUCAAGCUGCUUUGCAUUUGUAUUGUGAAAAGCAUUAAAGAAACGCAAACUGCACUGAAUAUA
Molecule: messenger RNA, 1554 nt
Organism: Puntigrus tetrazona (Sumatra barb)
Lineage: Eukaryota; Metazoa; Chordata; Actinopteri; Cypriniformes; Cyprinidae
Product: trafficking regulator of GLUT4 1-like
Exons: 2
Coding region: 285-755 (156 amino acids)
Cellular component (GO): membrane
Source: RefSeq, a predicted model, not a curated record